UAAAUUCAAACGAACAAAGACGCAAAUCCAUCCAGGUUCAUCAUCUCUCUCUUUUUUUCUUUUCCCUUUUUCCUAUUCCUCUAGUUGAAACUCCUCGAAAGCGUGUAAUGCAAUUACAACUGAACAAAACAAACAUCACCAACGAGUUUUCUUCUUCUUCAUUCUCUCUCUCUGAAUCUCAUAAAAUGGAUGAAGAAAGAAAGAACAAUAAAAUUAGUUUCAUCUCAAAAAGUAGUAAAAAAGAAGAUGUUUACCAUGUUCUUUACAAGCUUCCUUAUGGUGAUUCUCCUUAUGUCAGAGCCAAACAUGCUCAGCUGGUAGAGAAGGAUCCGGAAGCUGCAAUUGUAUUAUUUUGGAAAGCAAUAAAUGCAGGGGACAAAGUAGAUAGUGCUUUGAAGGAUAUGGCAGUUGUGAUGAAGCAAUUAGACAGAUCAGAAGAAGCCAUUGAAGCCAUCUCUUCUUUUAGAGGCCUUUGUUCCAAACAAUCUCAAGAGUCCCUUGAUAAUGUACUCAUUGAUCUUUACAAGAAAUGUGGGAACAUAGAUGAGCAAAUAGAUUUGUUGAAGCAAAAGCUGAAAUUGAUCUACCAAGGUGAGGCCUUCAAUGGGAAACUCACAAAGACGGCUCGGUCUCAUGGCAAGAAGUUCCAAGUUUCUAUUAAACAAGAAACUUCCAGAUUACUGGGAAACUUGGGCUGGGCCUACAUGCAAAAGAUGAACUAUGUGAUGGCCGAGGUGGUGUAUCGGAAAGCCCAAAUGAUCGAUCCAGAUUGUAACAAAGCAUGUAAUUUGGGCCUAUGUCUCAUUCGACAAGCCCGAUAUGAAGAGGCACAAUUGAUUAUUGAUGAUAUACUAAAAGGAGAACUUCCAGGCUCAAAUGAUAUCAAGUCUAGGCAAAGAGCCAAAGAUCUCCUAGAAGAGUUGAAAUCCUUGCUACCUCAAUCUCAUCCGUUGGAUCUUUUGAUUCUUGAUGAUGAUUUCAUCAAAGGCUUGGAACAGUUGAUGAAUGAAUGGGUUCCGGUUAGAACAAAGAGACUUCCAAUUUUUGAAGAGAUUUCUUCUUGUAGAGAUCAAUUAGCUUGUUGAUUUUUAACUUGUAGAUAGCAAAUUUUUUGGAUAUGGUUAUUCUCAUAGGUGUUUGAAGCACUUCUUUUCUUUAUUUUCCAUAGAGUGGUGGGUGUGUUGUUUAUUGGGAAUAGGGGUAGAUGUUUUUUCUCCCGACCCCGUGAUUCUUUUAUACCCCCAAUUCCAAUUUUGUCCUUGCAAAAAACUUCGGUCUGCAGAAACCGAAUUUUUUCUAGUACAAAUUUAGAGUAAAUUUUGGUUUUUAUAAACCGAAAUUUAUUUUCAAGGCAAAAAAAAAACUUCGGUUUCUAUAAACCGAAGUUUUUUGCAAGGGUAAAAUUGGAAAUUCAGGGGCAUAAAAAAAACACGGGGUCGUGAGAGGGAGAGAAAACAUCAUAGGGGUAUAUAUAUGAUAGGGUGAGAAGUGAGAAAUAAAUGCUUGUUUGAAAGUGUAGUAGACCUCAAAAACGUAUGUUGAAGACAAUCAUUCUAUCUUGAUUGUCUCAAAUGUAUCACUACACCAUGAAAUCAUGUUAAUUAUCAUAUUAGUAUGAUGAGAAUAAAUGUGUGUUUGGAUCGUAAAA
Molecule: messenger RNA, 1648 nt
Organism: Trifolium pratense (red clover)
Lineage: Eukaryota; Viridiplantae; Streptophyta; Magnoliopsida; Fabales; Fabaceae
Product: protein SULFUR DEFICIENCY-INDUCED 1-like
Exons: 4
Coding region: 108-1085 (325 amino acids)
Molecular function (GO): protein binding
Source: RefSeq, a predicted model, not a curated record